AUGUCAGACCCUCCCCACUUAGGGGGGAAUUUUCCCCCUCCCGGGACCACUCGUAGAGUGAGACCUAUGCCCUCAUGGAUGGACAAAGACAAUGAGAAUGGUGAACUAAAGUAUUUGGUGCUUCAAAUGGCAAAUGACUCUGUCUUGCCCGUAAACCCAUUCAUCGUAGGUAAAACCAUCAAGGACGCCGUUGGCAGUGAUCUUAGUGAGUUUGGCCGUAAAAUCGACAGUGGAAAGAAGCUUUUGCUGAAAACUAGGAACCAAAGCCACUUCGAGAAGCUUCAAAAAAUUACAAAGUUAAUUGAUGGAACCCUUGUGAAAGUUGCUCCUCAUGUGACCCUCAAUAGUGUUCAGUGUGUAAUUUUUGCCCCGGAUCUAAAAGGAUUAAGUGAUGAAGAUAUUCCGGAGAACUUGAGUGACCAAAAAGUAAUGAAUGUUCGGCGUUUUACGCGUAAAGUGAAUGGUGAAAUUGUACCAACAAACAUUUUUCUGCUUCGAAUCAAUGCUACCUCCAUUCCGGAGUUUAUUCGCCUUGGUGCUUUACAAGUAAAAACAAGAGCCUAUUACCCGAAACCAAUGCAGUGUUUUAAGUGUGGACAGUUUGGACAUACACAGAUUCACUGUAAACUGUCGCCUACCUGCACUAACUGUGGUACCCCUGCGCAUGGAGAGUGCACCGUAGAUCCCGUGUGCAUAAACUGCAAGGACAACCACAGCACCACGUCUCGUACCUGUCCCCGCUACAUUCAAGAAGAACAGGUCAUCAAGUACAAGAUCGACAACAACUGUUCUUACGGUGAGGCACGUAAAGUUCUGCUUAAUGCUACCCAUUCCAUAAAUUCUAGUCCCAUUCAAAACCGCAUCACAUACGCACAACAGACACACACAGUAGAUGAAAAAGACACCCAAAUUGAAGAACUCAAGAAAAAGAAUGAAUCUCUAGAAAAAAUGAUAAUUUUGCUUACACAAACAGUAACUAAUCUAACAACAAAAAUCGAAGAUCAGGAUAAAACUAUGAAAAGAAUGUGCAAGAAUUUUGAAAAGAGUUUAGAAAAAAAGAAAAUAGAAUCUCAAAUGGAAAUUGAAGAGGAUGAAAGUGAAGAAGAAUUAGACGAUUUUAGCACGGAAGAAAGCACGGAAGAAAGCACUGAAGAAGAAACUGAAGAAGAUAAUGAAGACAAAAAAGUAGAAAAAGUAAAACAUGUAAAACAAAAUGACGCAGACGAACAAAAUAACACCACUAACAAACGGAAACGUUCCCACCAAAAGAACACCCCCUCCUCGGAAGAGGAAUCCCAACCCCGAAAAAUCAUCCCCAUCUCUCCCUCAUCCCAAUCCCCCAACCCUCCCACAUCCAAUCCUUCUCCCUCUGUCGCCUCUAAAAAAACUCUUAGAUCUAACACGAAAUCUGUAGAUUAGUUUAUAAUUUC
Messenger RNA from Anopheles coluzzii, 1430 nucleotides. RefSeq lists its product as uncharacterized. The transcript has a single exon. Lineage: Eukaryota; Metazoa; Arthropoda; Insecta; Diptera; Culicidae. The coding region runs from base 1 to 1419 and encodes 472 amino acids. The record is from RefSeq and is a predicted model, not a curated record. Gene Ontology annotation, molecular function: nucleic acid binding; zinc ion binding.